GGAAGGGAGAUAAAUGAGUAAGGGUGAGAGGGAGGGAGAAGGGAGAUUAGGCAAGGGAGGGUAAGGGAUAGGCUAUUUCCAAAGACUUAAAAGAAUAUUAUACUAGUGUUGUGAUUAAUGUUAUUUCCACGUUCAUGGUACAGAGGAAGGGUCACACUACCACCAGGGUCAUACAACUACCCCUGGAAAUGCCCACAACUCCCACGAAAGCCUUGUCAAAUGUGUUUCUUUAGGUUCACGGUACAGAGGAAGGGUCACACUACCACCAGGGUCAUAAAACUACCCCAGGAAAUGCCCACAACUCCUACGAAAGCCUUGUCAAAUGUGUGUUUCUUUAGGUUCACGGUACAGAGGAAGGGUCACACUACCACCAGGGUCAUAAAACUACCCCAGGAAAUGCCCACAACUCCUACGAAAGCCUUGUCAAAUGUGUGUUUCUUUAGGUUCACGGUACAGAGGAAGGGUCACACUACCACCAGGGUCACAAAACUACCCCUGGAAAUGCCCACAACUCCCACGAAAGCCUUGUCAAAUGUGUGUUUCUUUAGGUUCAAGGUACAGAGGAAGGGUCACACUACCACCAGGGUCAUAAAACUACCCCUGGAAAUGCCCACAACUCCUACGAAAGCCUUGUCAAAUGUGUGUUUCUUUAGGUUCACGGUACAGAGGAAGGGUCACACUACCACCAGGGUCAUGAAACUACCCCUGGAAAUGCCCACAACUCCCACGAAAGCCUUGUCAAAUGUGUGUUUCUUUAGGUUCACGGUACCGAGGAAGGGUCACACUACCACCAGGGUCAUAAAACUACCCCUGGAAAUGCCCACAACUCCCACGAAAGCCUUGUCAAAUGUGUGUUUCUUUAGGUUCACGGUACAGAGGAAGGGUCACACUACCACCAGGGUCAUAAAACUACCCCUGGAAAUGCCCACAACUCCCACGAAAGCCUUGUUAAAUGUGUGUUUCUUUAGGUUCAUGGUACAGAGGAAGGGUCACACUACCACCAGGGCCAUAAAACUACCCCUGGAAAUGCCCACAACUCCUACGAAAGCCUUGUCAAAUGUGUGUUUCUUAGGUUCAGGGUACAGAGGAAGGGUCACACUACCACCAGGGUCAUACAACUACCCCUGGAAAUGCCCAGAACUCCUACGAAAGCCUUGUCAAAUGUGUGUUCCUUUAGGUUCAUGGUACAGAGGAAGGGUCACACUACCACCAGGGUCAUAAAACUACUCCUGGAA
This is a messenger RNA of Eriocheir sinensis (Chinese mitten crab), 1235 nucleotides long. RefSeq names its product melanoma-associated antigen C1-like. Bases 118 to 1221 code for a protein of 367 amino acids. The transcript is spliced from 5 exons. NCBI's taxonomy places the organism in Eukaryota, Metazoa, Arthropoda, Malacostraca, Decapoda, Varunidae. The record is from RefSeq and is a predicted model, not a curated record.